AUGUUCAAAUCAAAAAAUCUUAUACGUGGUGGUGAAAUUAAACCAAUUGAUCUUUUUGUACUUCAUAUCGAUUCUCAUGGUACUUUUCACGGUACAGGUUUUGAAAUAUUUAAUCCAUUGACAUUUCUUAUCGGUUUAAGUAUUCGUAAACUUCGAUAUUUAUUAAUCGAUAUUGAGCUUCAUCUAGAAUUAACAAAAAAACAAAAAUCUAGAAAAUUUAAUCCUUAUGAAGAAUAA
Rotaria sordida is the source of this 237-nucleotide messenger RNA. The record is from the annotation of a GenBank genome assembly. NCBI's taxonomy places the organism in Eukaryota, Metazoa, Rotifera, Eurotatoria, Philodinida, Philodinidae.